Phytophthora nicotianae INRA-310 is the source of this 535-nucleotide messenger RNA. RefSeq lists its product as hypothetical. The coding region runs from base 1 to 468 and encodes 155 amino acids. The transcript has 3 exons. NCBI's taxonomy places the organism in Eukaryota, Oomycota, Peronosporomycetes, Peronosporales, Peronosporaceae. The record is from RefSeq and is a predicted model, not a curated record.
AUGUUCGAGGUGCAACUUGUGCGGCAACGAAGAGCGGGCCGCGGACUCCAGGCACUUCGUCGACGCUUUUCUUUGGCCGUGAGCGGUCUAUGCUUGACGAUUACUGCGGGUUCGUCGUCACCAAGCUCUGCGGCUGUGUUCAGCAUCUCGCGUGACCGUAUUAAAAGCGUACGGGUGCGAGGAAGGUUGCUGCGUGUUGUGAUGGCCAACAACGACGCUCUUACAGUUCGUCUACGUGACCAGGAGGAGACGCUACGGGCUGCCGGGGUCAUGAUGGAGACCUGGGGCGUCGACCCGCUUGUUGAGGUGUCUGCAGCCGAAACGGAGGAAAUUGGCGUGGAAGGACUUGUGAAGUACUAUGUCAACGAGCCGAAUUUUCGGCAGUCGAUACACCAGAUUCACGAUCACAUUGAUAAUGUUCUUGCAAGCGAUCCGCUGAACUACGAGGGAUACGAUACACGCAUGUGACGGUGAACAAUGGAAGACGAGAAGCUUCAUUCUUACAUUUUUAUUGUGAGUUGAUUUUGUAUCAUGC